AUGGAAGGAGGAAUCAGAGGUUGGCCGGGUUUGCCUGGAGUAAGAGGUCCACCAGGACCAAGAGGUACAAUGAGUAGAGGUACCCCAGGUCUGCCUGGAUCAGAUGGUCAGCAAGGACUACCAGGAGUAUCCUAUGUGGGAAGGCCAGGAAUACCAGGAAUUCCAGGAGCAAAAGGUGAAGGAGGACUCUGUGGAGUAUCGGGUGACGUGGGACCUCUGGGAUUACAAGGAGAGGAAGGUGAACAGGGAGCACACGGUUCUCCCGGUGUGAACGCGAUCUCACAAGGUGGCAAGUCAGGUUCUCCAGGGCCACCAGGAUCUCCAGGACCUAAAGGCAAACGUGGAAUCAGUGGAGAACCAGGGCUGCCGGGUUUUCAUGGAGAAAAAGGGAACAUCGGGAUUGGCCUUCUUGGAAGAAAAGGAGAGAAGGGUUACCCAGGGCCACAGGGGAUGUCAGGACCUCUUGGAGAAGGAGUUGAAGGGAUGCCAGGUGUCCCUGGUACUGUUGGUACUGUGGGAGAGAAAGGUGAUGUGGGAAACCCUGGUGAACCUGGUAUCCCCGGGCUGCCUGGCGAAAGAGGAAUACAAGGUCUUCCAGGGAUCUCAGUAUCAAUAGCAGGAGCAAAUAGAAAACAAGCAGUUGCUGGCCUUCCUGGGAUAAAGGGUCCUCCUGGCCCAAAGGGUGUCAGGGGUAAACCUGGGUCACCAGCUCUUGGAGAACCAGGGUUACCAGGUAUAAAUGGUGAUCCUGGCCCUUGGGGCUUGUACGGUAAUCCUGGUGAGAAAGGGGAUCCAGGAAUAGAUGGACAAUUUGGUAUUGCAGGGCCCAGAGGAGCUCCAGGACCCAUAGGUCCAAUGGGAGAGCAGGGACUUUCAGGCCCAACCGGCUAUCCUGGGCCUUCGGGAGAUCCUGGGGAAAUCGGGCUGCAAGGACUCCCCGGAUUACUGGGUGAGGAAGGACCAUCAGGAUAUCCUGAGAUAGCAGGAAGUCGAGGAGAAGAAGGUACCCGAGGCCCACAGGGACAACGAGGACCACCUGGUCCACAAGGUGAUAAAGGAUCCAGUGGUAUUCUUGGUAAGUUAGGGAUAAAAGGCCUUCCUGGUUUUCGAGGGCCUUUAGGGCACCAAGGUGCUCAAGGAUCGGAGGGACCUUGUGGAAAUAUUGGUGACCGGGGUGUAUUUGGGCCUCAAGGUCUUCCAGGGCUAAAAGGAUUGAGAGGGGAUACAGGACUACCUGGGCCUUCAGGCCAACCCAACCUUCUCCAGUUUGGAAUUCUGCUGGAGGAAGCAGAUGGUGGUGUGGAAAUACAGGGAUCACCAGGACCUCAAGGACCCUCUGGACCACCAGGACCUCCGGGUCCACCAGGGCCAGCUGGAGAAACAAAUAUAUUGUCCAACACUUACCCUAAUUUGCAGCAGAUCUCAGGGGUGUGUAAUACUGGUCAAGGCUUUAAAGCCAGUCUCUCUACCCCAUACCCUAGAGCAGGAUCUCCAAUAGCUUUUGACAGAAUACAAUACAAUGAAGCCAAUAUCUAUGAUUCAGAGACAGGAAUUUUCACAUGUCAAAUACCUGGCAUCUACUAUUUCUCCUAUCACAUCCACGUCAGAGACAGAAGUGUUCUAAUUGGAUUAUAUAAAAAUGGCAAACCAAUUCUGUACACGUAUGAUGAUUACAAAGAAAGAAAGAUUGACCAUGCCUCAGGGAGUGUGGUACUCGAGCUUCAAGAAAUCGAUAAAAUAUAUUUACAAUUGCCAGUAGAAAGGUUUGGUGGUUUGUAUUCCUCCAGUAUAAUGCAAUCGUCCUUCUCAGGAUUUCUGAUUCACCAAACCAAUCCAAUGUAAUAGGUAGAGUUAUAUUCCUUACAUUCUGUCUGGGUAGCCUCCAACUUGAUGCUAUGAACAUUGAUUUUUUGAACUUCUGGUAAUUGCCCCCUGUCCUUCCUUCACCAUUCCCCAUUCCUAUUCCCUCUCUCAACUUCUCUCCUUACCUGCUCAUUCCCUCCCUCAGCUGCUCCUCCCACUUCCCUUUCUUCCAUGUUCUUCUAUCUUCUCCUAUCAGAUUCCCCCUUUUCUAGCCCUUUAUCUUCUUCGCCAAUCAACUACAUCUUUCUACUUCACCCUGCCUCCUGUCUCAUCCAUCACCUACCACCUUAUAUUUGUUCAUCUCCUACCCCCAUCUUCUUACUCUGACUUCUCUUUCUUUCCAGUCCUGAUGAAGAGUCUCAGCCAAAAGCAUCGACUGUUUACUCUUUUCCAUAGAUGCUGCCUGGCCUGCUGAGCUCCUCCAGCAUUUUCUGUGUUGUAGUAGGUAGAGUUGUGAGUUAAUAAUCACAGCUGUAUUGCAAUCUUAACAAAGGAAUCACAUUCUUUUUCAUUGUAAAUAUGGAAAAGGCUUUUAUUAUCUCUAACACCAUCAUGUGAAGCUGCUUUAGUCAUGAAUUGUUGCUGUUGUUCUUCUUAAGCCCACCACAGGCCACUGGCAGCAGUUUGUCAGAGUCCUCUGUCCUGGGCCAGACUUUCAAGUUGUCCCCAGGUGUAACCCAUCUUUGAAGAUCCUUCCUCUCCCAGGGAUGAGGUCUUUGGAGCCUUUGUUGGCGAUUCUGUAGCACUGGGUUAAUAUGGGAUGGGGUUGCUAGCUCCAUGCCAAACCUCCUCCUUUCACAGAUGUGCCUGGGACCAUCCAUGGUGGAGUUAUGAAUUGUAUGUGGGACUCAUAGUUAAAUUUUA
Molecule: messenger RNA, 2727 nt
Organism: Hypanus sabinus (Atlantic stingray)
Lineage: Eukaryota; Metazoa; Chordata; Chondrichthyes; Myliobatiformes; Dasyatidae
Product: collagen alpha-1(X) chain-like
Exons: 2
Coding region: 1-1842 (613 amino acids)
Molecular function (GO): protein binding
Source: RefSeq, a predicted model, not a curated record